CGACUUCCAGCUCCUGCUCGUCUCCCCCGCCAUCUCUUUCAGAAUGGUGACCACGCAGGAAUCAACUCGCUCGAUCUUUCCCAAGGCGAAUAGCUUCUCUCUAGAGGAGUUCUCGAGUACGGACUUCAUCGUCAAGGACUUUAUAGAGGGGCUCACCGACAGCAGCAUUCCCGCUAGCCGUCGCUCGGGACUCGGGAACAAUGCCUUCGACCCGAAGCCGUACAUCCGCACCUUCGAGGCAGCGCUGGACCGGUUCAAAGAGCUCGACGAGACGCUCUCCGAGAAGGAGUCGGAGCUGAAGGAGGGCGUGCGACGCGCCGAGAUCGAGCACACGCGCACGCUGGAUCGCCUGGGCGAGAAGUUCAACACCACGCUUGCGGAGUUCCAUCGGCUCGACAGUAGCAUCACCGACGGUGGGGGCGUCGCGGUGCGGAUCGGUGGGCAGUUGGAGCAGCUCGACAAACAGCGGCAGAGAGCCGAGGACGCUAGGUUCCUCAUUCAAUGCUUUACCGAGUUCAAUAGAGGCGACACCGGACGACUCGAGAGGCUGCGCAGAACGGGGAGGAUCGAGGAUAGUAUAAGGUGUGCGGUUGUUAGUAGACAGCUCAGUUUGAUCGUGAAGAGGAACGAAGGCGGCGCAGGGCAAAAUGCGAGGACUAAAAAUAUGAUUGAAGCGUUCUCCGAGAGCCUGGAGCAAGAUCUGCUAAGGCAGUUUGAUGAUGCGUAUCGAAGGUUCAAGAUAGAGGCUAUGAAGGGGUGUGCCAAAGUGUUGCAUGAUUUCAACGGCGGUGCGUCGGUCGUCAGCAACUUUUUGAACCAAAUGGACUUCUUCAUCGCGACGGGGAAGAUCAAUGCUGGCGAAGUGACCAUCGAGCAGACCAUAGAGGAGAAGCUCUCCGAUCCAGAUGAAAGUCCGCCGGGCCUCGAACCGAGUCUGCUGUCUCUGAUCAGUGAGAUCCGAGAUGUCCUCAAGGUCGAGUCCAAGACCAUCAAGGAGGUCUUUCCGUAUCCCGAGCAGGUACUGGGCACGUUCCUUCAACGCGUGUUCCAGCAGUCGCUGCAGCAGAGGCUCGAGAUGGUCCUUGACAAGACGGCGACGCUGUCACCACUUGCUUUCCUACGGACCCUCCAAGCCUCGCGAGCUUCAGUAAUCACACUGGCCGAGGAUCUGAAGGCUCAUGGGUUGACGGAACACCCAGGACCAUUGUCGGCAUCCACCACUAUGGUUGUCGACCAGAAUGUCGAGGAGCUGUUCGUUCCAUACUUGCAGGACCGCGGGUACAUGGAGAAGGAAAAGGAUAAUCUGGAGCAGCUAUACAGCGGACUCCUCCUAAAAUUCAGCAUCUUCCACGACCAACGGAAGAAGAACCAAAACCUGGGUGUCUUUGACCGACUGAAGAAAUCUCGAGAGCGUGCGAUCGAAAAAGUGCUUGAGAGUGACCUUGCAAAGACUCAGAAUGGUGCACUGAGCCGGAUCAUCGGCCUCGAUCGGAGGUCGGGCGGUGAUGCACACUUGUCGGAUGUGGUCGUUUCGGAAGUGGAUGGCCAGCUGAAUGUUGACUUCUCGAAACGUAUGUUGAAGUGGCUUGCUGAAGCAGUCGGACGAAGUAUUGAGUUGAGCUCGGCGGCGGAUACUCCAAAGGAUGUUUCAGCCCUGUUGAAUAUCCUCAUUGAACAUAUGCGUACUAUGUACAUAGACGUGGCUUUGGAUGCGGCAAUGGACGUCGCUGAGCAACAAACUAAAGCCGAGCCAGAUCUCACAUACGUCCUUGAGAUCAAGCCAGCAACCAAGAUCAUGCAUCUGAUGUUCUCAUUCAUCAAUACAGCUCUAAUACCGCUCUCGCAAACCUCCUUAACCGCACGCCGGGAGAUGGUCAAGUUCUCUAACACCACCCUCACCAGCUUAGAGCAGAAGAUCAACAACAUAAUUCAGAAAACCAUUGACCUCGUAAUCGCCUACACCGGCUCCCUCCUCGCCAAACAAAAGAAGCAAGACUACCGCCCCAAAGACGACGAAGUCAGCUUGACGACGCUCCAAACUCCCACAUGCCUCAGCGUUUGUGCGUUCAUUACCAAAGUCCACGCCGUUGCCAUCGAAGCCCUCGACGGCGCGAACCUCGACGGCUUCCUAUCCGAGAUCGGGGCGGGACUCCGCGGCUUCCUGCUGGAGCACCUCAAGAAGUUCCAGGUAAACCAGGCGGGUGCCAUCAUGCUGUCCAAGGAUAUUGCCAAGUAUAGGGAUCUUGUCGAUAGAUGGGGGGUUGCGAGCUUGAAAGAUGGGUUUGAGCUGUUGCAUGAGAUUGGAAAUCUCUUCGUCGUUGGACCCGCUGCUCUGAAAGAUAGAAUGCGUGAUGGCGUACUGGCGAGAGUCAAGCCGGGGAUUUUGAGGCCGUACCUCGUCAAGCGGGAUGAUUACAUCGCCGUUGGUAUCGAGAAAAUCCUCAUGAGCGAUUGAGACGAAUUACCCCAUUACCCCGUUACCCCCGUUACGUUACGUCCUAGCCUAGAUAUGGUAGAAUAAUACAAGUCCGAAGUUUUA
This is a messenger RNA of Tricharina praecox, 2539 nucleotides long. RefSeq names its product exocyst complex component Sec10-like protein. Lineage: Eukaryota; Fungi; Ascomycota; Pezizomycetes; Pezizales; Pyronemataceae. Bases 44 to 2455 code for a protein of 803 amino acids. Gene Ontology annotation, biological process: exocytosis; Golgi to plasma membrane transport. The transcript has 8 exons. The record is from RefSeq and is a predicted model, not a curated record. Gene Ontology annotation, cellular component: cytoplasm; exocyst.